AUUAUUAUCUAUAAAUAAAAACUAUACUAGCUAAUUUUUAUGAUAAACCCGGUAUUAUCUCAGUAACUGGAAAUACCUAACCGAAAUACAAACAAUCAAUCAAAAUGCAGAUAUCAAGCGUACGACCACGGUUGUAUUCAUACUGUACACAUAAAUAUAAAUUUAUAUAUUGUCUAUGCUUGUAUUGUAGUGUGCACGCGAUUUAGCAUGCGGCCGUUAUGAUAACAUUGAUUAAAGAUGACAUUAAUAUUUUUGUUUAAAUAGAUUUUGGCAUCGAUUAAAAAUCUAGACGCACGAAGACGUGUUAUUUUAUAAUUUGGUGACUGGUGUAAUGUGUUAACGUUUUUUUUAAAGUGUUUUUUGUUAGAGUAAUCAAUGUCGGAAAAUAAACGUAAAGGCGGAGCCCAAAAAACUAGGGAAAAAAAUAAAAAACUUUUAUUUUCACAAGCGAACAAAUGUAGACCAAUCUCGGAAUUAUUUUCAAUCCCACCAAUUCAAAAAAGUAAUAAUUGUACUACUACUAGUAAUACUACAAUUUCUAAUGCUGUCAAUGAUUGCAGUGUUGAUGAUACUUUCUUAAAUACUGUUGAUGUGAGUAAUCAAAUAUUAAGUAAUAAUUCAAAUUCUGAUGAAGUUGUCAAUUGCAAAGAUGUUAAUAAUACAUUAAAUAUACUAGAAAAGGAGAAUGUUAUGAAAGUUUGUGCUUUGGUUAAUGCUGAUGUUGAUGAUGACAAAGAUAUUGUUAUGGUUGAAGAUGUUGACAACAAUAAUUUGUUAGAUAAUAAUUUUACUUUAAAUUAUUUUCAAAAACCUAUGCUGUCUAGUAUCAAUGAUUUUUUUAAGUAUCAUCCAAAACAACCUCAUGUUGAAAAACUGUUUAAAUCAUCUAAAGCUUAUUUUAGAAGCAAUAGUAUUAAACGCCAGUGGCUAAGUUUUGAUAAUCAAUCAAAAAGCUUGUUUUGUAGUGUAUGCUUAGCUUUUUCUUCAGAACCUAAUCUAUUCACUAAAGGCUUAUCUGUUUGGACACAUGUAUACCAACGUAUAGAAGAACAUGAAGCUAGUAAAACACAUAUGUCUUGUUCUGAAUCAUAUCUUUUACAUACAAGUAACAAAACUAUUAAUAUAUUACUAUUUUCUGAUUUUAAAAAGAAAAAAAAAGAAGAAAUUAAAAAAAACAUACAAAUACUUCAGCGUGUCAUAGAUAUAGUAAAAUUAAUUGGUAAGAGAGGACUUAGUUACCGAGCUCAUAGGAACGAAUCCGCUUUGUCUUUAAAUAAUCCUAUUUUAGAUCAUGGCAAUUUUUUGGAUAUAUUGCUUCUUUUAAAAAAGUAUGACAUUGUCCUAAAUGAACAUGUUGAUUCGUUAACUAAUAAGGCUCAGCGUAAAGCAAAUAGUGGAAACUCUAAAGGAAAAGUUUCGAAGGUUACUUUCAUUUCAAAAACCACAGUCAAUAUGGUGAUCGAUUCCAUAAGUACCCUAAUUAAGAAAAACAUAUCUUCACAGAUUUUAGAGGCACUUAUGUUUUCAGUACAGAUGGAUACUACUCAAGAUGUAUCAGUACAGGACCAAUGUUCACUCAUUUUGUAA
Messenger RNA from Myzus persicae (green peach aphid), 1587 nucleotides. RefSeq lists its product as uncharacterized. The record is from RefSeq and is a predicted model, not a curated record. The coding region runs from base 376 to 1587 and encodes 403 amino acids. NCBI's taxonomy places the organism in Eukaryota, Metazoa, Arthropoda, Insecta, Hemiptera, Aphididae. The transcript is spliced from 5 exons.